This is a messenger RNA of Xiphophorus maculatus (southern platyfish), 1919 nucleotides long. RefSeq names its product cell death-inducing p53-target protein 1 homolog. The coding region runs from base 88 to 1026 and encodes 312 amino acids. Lineage: Eukaryota; Metazoa; Chordata; Actinopteri; Cyprinodontiformes; Poeciliidae. The transcript is spliced from 5 exons. The record is from RefSeq and is a predicted model, not a curated record. Gene Ontology annotation, molecular function: zinc ion binding.
CUAGAGACGGAUAAAUAGGUCGUUCUGGUCGUCGUGCUUCCUCCUUACUACUUUUCAAGACAUUCAACAAAUUCAUCUGUAGGUAAAAUGGAAAUAGGUGAAGGACCUCCUCCAGACAUUGCAGAUAUUCCAUAUAUUCCAGACAUCCCAUAUAUUCCAGACAUCCCAUAUAUUCCAUAUAUUCCAGACAUUCCAGUUAUCCCAGAUAUUACAAAUAUUCCAGACAUCGCAGAUAUCCCAGCGCCGCCAUAUCCUGGUCCGCCAUUGGACUCAAGUGUGGUCAUCAAUCAACCUACACCUGUUGACCAGAAAUAUCCUCAGCCUGCUCCUCAGCAGUAUCAGCAACCUGAUGACCAGAAAUAUCCCCAGCCUGUUGCUCAGCAGUAUCAGCAACCUGUCGACCAGCAAUAUCCCCAGCCUGAUGCUCAGCAGUAUCAGCAACCUGUUGAUCAGCAAUAUCCCCAGUCCGGUGUCCAGCAGUAUCAGCAACCUGUUGAUCAGCAAUAUCCCCAGUCCGGUGUCCAGCAGUAUCAGCAACCUGUUGAUCAGCAAUAUCCCCAGUCCGGUGUCCAGCAGUAUCAGCAACCUGUUGAUCAGCAAUAUCCCCAGUCCGGUGUCCAGCAGUAUCAGCAACCUGUUGAUCAACAAUAUCCCCAGCCUGUUGCUCAGCAGUAUCAGCAAUAUCCCCAGCCUGUUGGUCAACAGUAUCAACAACCGGUUAACCAGCUUGCUCAACAACAAGCUGUACCGCAAAAUCAGACUACUCAACCUGCAACCCCUGUGGUGGUGGUGCAAGCGAGACCAACUGAGGCUCCUGGAAGCAUGUUGUGUCCACACUGUAAGACCACCGUUGUGAGCACAACCGAAUACAAAUUGGGCAUGCUCACCUGGAUCAUUGUUGGAACACUGUUUAUUAUUGGGUGUUGGCCUUGCUGUUUGAUCCCGUUCUGCGUGGGUGCUUGCAAGGAUGUGCAGCAUUCCUGCCCGCAGUGCAACAACGUUCUGCACGUCUACCGUCGCAUGUGAACCAUAGUGAUUCACAUGCAGUUACUGCAGUUACUGACAUUUUUGCUGAAAAAAUACGUUUAUGAGGUUUUCAUGAACUUUUUUAACAAACUAUUGAUAUUUUACUCUUUAUGGUGUCUCAUUAACGAAUAAUUUUCAAAAUUUUUAACUUAAGAUCGGAAGAAAGUUUUUUCCCCAUUGUGGCCUAAAGAGAAGCUCUGCUCAUCCAAGUUGUGUUUAAUGACCUUAACAUAUACAAAUAUUUUUUGGAAACAUUAGUUAAUGUUUUAAAGUAAUGUAAAAAUAUUUAAAACACAUCUUGAUGAAGGUCAACAUAAUUCUACAUUUUAAUUAACACUAAUAAUUUAAAGUCUUUCUGUAAUCAUUCAACAUUAGAGUAUAUGUUGUUCUGUUACCAUUUCCUUAACAAUUAUUACUCUAAUCUAAUUAUUACUCAGUGAUUUACUUGGAUACUAACUGUUGACAUGAGAAUGUUGUUCUGGUUGCAAAAGUAGAUUUCUCUUACUUUAAAUAGUGCAACAUUUGAUUAUUGUUGUAACGAAUCAUGAAUCAGAACAUAAUAUCUACAAAAAAUAUCCUUCAAAAUAUCUGAAAUGUUUAAUUUGUCUGUUGAUUGAGGUCUUCUUGCACUGUACAAAGUUAUUUAAUUGAGAGCUGCACUGUAAAACUACAAUUCCCAAAGUCUGCGAGAAUUGAUGCUGUCAUUGAAAUAACACUUCUGAAUUUCCUAAAAGAAUUAGGGAGUGUUUUGAUCAGUUCAGUUGGUAGAUAUAUUUAUAUGUGAGGUUUUUUAAAGGUUAUCUCAUUUAUCAUCUUAUAAGCAAUUGUGUUUCUGUAAGCAGAAGAAGAGACAAAACUGUGACAGCCCAAAAUACAGUGUAUCUGGAAAGACA